This is a messenger RNA of Cajanus cajan (pigeon pea), 3026 nucleotides long. RefSeq names its product cryptochrome-1. Gene Ontology annotation, molecular function: FAD binding; blue light photoreceptor activity; deoxyribodipyrimidine photo-lyase activity. NCBI's taxonomy places the organism in Eukaryota, Viridiplantae, Streptophyta, Magnoliopsida, Fabales, Fabaceae. Gene Ontology annotation, cellular component: nucleus; cytoplasm. Gene Ontology annotation, biological process: circadian regulation of gene expression; blue light signaling pathway; entrainment of circadian clock by photoperiod. The record is from RefSeq and is a predicted model, not a curated record.
GUGUGGUUGCGGUUUGCCUAUCAAUUCAUUGUAUCCCCACUCAGUUGGCCAAUCCUCUUCACUUGUUCUUCCUCACAUCUCUCUCUCUCUCUCUACUUGGACCCUCUCCUCAGUGUCUCUUCUCUCUCGAUGCAACUUGGGUGAGAGGACCGAAAUAAGAAUUUUCUGGAAAAGAAAUCAAUCCCCCCCAAAAGAAAUGCCAAAGUGUGGGAGAAAGGGAAUUAAAAGAUAAGUGUCAAACCUCAGUUGUAUACUCAAAUAUCAAAUUUUGCUUUUUACCUCUUUAUGGCCUAAAAUCUCCCUCAGUAAGACCAAAAGGAAUAAAAAAAAAAGUGUGAGAGAGAGAAGGGGAAAAAAAGAUAAGAUUAGUUAGUAAGCAUAUCUUGGUGUUGUUGUUGAGGCUGAGUGGUCAAAGGAAAGGAAGGAUAGAGAUCUGGUAUAUGGUUAACAGAGAGGUUGUGUGUGUGUGUGUGAAUAGAGUACUUUUGUGGAGAUGUCAGGUGGUGGAUGCAGCAUAGUGUGGUUCAGGAGAGAUCUGAGGGUGGAGGAUAACCCUGCACUGGCUGCAGGAGUGAGAGCAGGUGCAGUGGUUGCUGUUUUCAUAUGGGCUCCUGAAGAAGAGGGUCAAUACUACCCUGGUAGGGUCUCUAGGUGGUGGCUCAAACAAAGCUUGGCUCACCUUGAUUCCUCUUUGAGAAGCCUUGGCACUCCUCUUAUCACCAAACGUUCCACUAAUAGUGUUUCUUCUUUGUUGGAGGUUAUUAAGUCCACUGGGGCUACUCAACUCUUUUUCAACCAUUUAUAUGAUCCGUUGUCACUUGUGAGGGAUCACAGAGCAAAGGAGGUUCUGACUGCUCAAGGAAUUGUCGUACGUUCCUUCAACUCGGACUUAUUGUAUGAACCAUGGGAUGUGAAUGACGCUCAUGGCCAACCAUUCACAACUUUUUCUGCUUUUUGGGAAAGAUGCCUUAGCAUGCCUUAUGACCCACAAGCACCUCUUCUCCCACCUAAAAGAAUUAUUCCAGGUGAUGUGUCAAGGUGCCCUGGUGACACAUUGGUGUUUGAAGACGAAUUAGAGAAAGCAAGCAAUGCGCUUCUUGCGCGAGCAUGGUCACCGGGGUGGAGCAAUGCUGACAAGGCAUUAACAACAUUCAUAAAUGGUCCUCUGAUCGAGUACUCAAAGAAUCGCAGGAAGGCUGACAGUGCCACAACCUCAUUUCUCUCGCCACAUUUGCACUUUGGUGAGGUGAGUGUGAAGAAAGUGUUCCACCUCGUCCGCAUCAAGCAAGUGUUUUGGGCCAACGAAGGAAACAAGGCUGGUGAAGAGAGUGUGAACUUGUUUCUCAAGUCCAUUGGUCUUAGAGAGUAUUCAAGGUACAUUAGUUUCAACCACCCUUAUAGUCACGAAAGGCCUCUUCUAGGACACCUUAAGUUUUUCCCUUGGGUGGUGAAUGAAGGGUACUUUAAGGCUUGGAGACAAGGCAGAACAGGGUACCCUUUGGUGGAUGCUGGAAUGAGAGAGUUGUGGGCAACUGGUUGGUUGCAUGAUCGGAUACGUGUUGUGGUUUCUAGUUUCUUUGUGAAGGUUCUGCAGCUUCCUUGGAGAUGGGGGAUGAAGUAUUUUUGGGAUACCCUUUUGGAUGCAGAUCUUGAGAGUGAUGCUCUUGGUUGGCAAUACAUAUCUGGUACUCUUCCUGAUGGUCGCGAAUUUGACCGAAUAGAUAAUCCACAGUUCGAGGGUUACAAAUGUGACCCAAAUGGAGAAUAUGUAAGACGCUGGCUUCCUGAACUUGCUAGAUUACCAACUCAAUGGAUACACCAUCCAUGGAAUGCGCCUGAGUCAGUACUCCAAGCUGCUGGAAUUGAACUUGGAUCAAACUACCCUCUUCCCAUUGUGGGAAUAGAUGCAGCAAAAGUAAGACUGCAAGAAGCACUUAUACAAAUGUGGCAACAAGAAGCAGCUUCUAGAGCUGCAAUGGAAAAUGGAACUGAGGAAGGGCUUGGAGACUCAUCUGAAUCAGCCCCUAUUGCUUUUCCUCAAGACAUUCAAAUGGAGGAAAGACUUGAACCUGUUAGGAACAACCCACCUCACGGCACACGGCGCUAUGAGGAUCAGAUGGUGCCAAGUAUCACUUCUUCACAUGUGCGAGUGGAAGAGGAAGAAACAUCUUCAGACCUUCGAAACUCGGCUGCAGACAGCAGAGCUGAAGUGCCUAUAAAUGUGAACACACAACCGGAUGCAAGAGGGACAGUGAAUCAAGGAGCGUUGCAGAAUGUAAAUAGAAACACAAGAGUACAGAAUAAUGCUAAUGCUACAAUGUGGUUGAGAAAUGCGGCUGAAGAUUCCACAGCAGAGUCUUCAAGUAGUACUAGGAGAGAAAGGGAUGGGGGUGAAGUUCCAGUGUGGUCUCCCCCAGCUUCUAACUUCUCAGAACAGUUUGUAGAUGAUGAAAAUGGUAUAGGAGCCAGUUCAUCUUACUUGCAGAGGCAGCAUCCUCAGUCUCAUCAAUUGAUGAACUGGACACGGCUACCUCAGACUGGGUAAUUCACAUCUAGAACAUGCUGUUUAGUAUCCGGGAGAUGGAAAAUGCACUACCCCCUUCAUUUGGGAAACGUGGGAUGGCGAACCUCGCUAUGGACAUACAUGUGAUCAUUUCAUACAUCCUUUCCGACAUCCUUAAACCUGUCUUGACACAUGAUUAACGGCUGACCUCCAAUCCAAUGUGCAUGAAAAUUUCAGUCCAUACGGGUAGUUUCAUCUGCAGUGCCUUUUGCUCUCUUGUACAAAAUUUGUAGGCCUACUGUAUAGUAUAAUUUGUGUUGUGGAGGAGAAAGAGCCACUAUUGGAUUUGGACCUUUGGUCCAGGGUUAUGCUUAUCAUUUAAGGUAGUUAUUUACAUGUUCUGUCCCAUAAUCAUGUACAUUUAUUUUGACUGCUGUAAAGUGCACUCAUCAAGGUGCUCACAUCUCCAAAACUUCUCUAUAUGGCAAACUAAAAGACAGUGCCAAGACACUUUUUGAUUUUA